Harmonia axyridis is the source of this 1856-nucleotide messenger RNA. Its product is annotated as probable cytochrome P450 6a14. Gene Ontology annotation, molecular function: heme binding; monooxygenase activity; oxidoreductase activity, acting on paired donors, with incorporation or reduction of molecular oxygen. The record is from RefSeq and is a predicted model, not a curated record. Lineage: Eukaryota; Metazoa; Arthropoda; Insecta; Coleoptera; Coccinellidae. Bases 220 to 1746 code for a protein of 508 amino acids. The transcript has 5 exons.
GCUCUUGUAGUGUAUAAUAUGUAAGACGAUAAAUUUAAUUGCUGACAUAGUAUCAUUAUAGUGAAUUUAGCUUUGUCAUUGUUUGAUUAUUAAUAAUUGGUGAGAAUCGGUGUUUGUUAUUGAAACAUAACUAAAAGCUUAUAAAAACAUCCGCGGUAAUAUGUAUAUAGCUUUAUUGUGAUUUUCUCGUUAUAUUAGCAACACUAAAUCGAGUUUAAAAUGGAAAUAUUGAAUACCUUCAAUCUACUUCUCCUGACUGCAAUAUUUCUGAUAUACAAGUGGGUGAACUACAAGUUAACUUACUGGAAAAGGCGCGACCUUCUAGUCCCAGAUAAAAACUAUUUGAAAGAUGCACUAGACGCAGUUCUUUCUAGAAAUGCUUUUGCUGACCGAGUUCUUGCAUUGUAUCGGAACUUUAAGUCCAAGGGAGUACAUCAUGGUGGCAAUUAUGUUAUGUUGGUGCCGCAAUAUGUACCUAUGGACUUGGACAUUAUAAAAUCCAUCAUGCAAGUUGAUUUCCAACAUUUCGUUGAUAGAGGUGUAUACAUGGAUGAGAAAAAUGACCCUAUUAGUGCCCAUUUGUUCAGUUUGACAGGAACAAAGUGGAGAAUUUUGAGGCAUAAGUUAACCCCCACUUUUACAUCAGGUAAAAUGAAGAUGAUGUUUGGGACUCUUCUCGAUUGUACCAAAGGAUUACAUAAGGUGCUGGAGAAAACGAACGGAAAAGAAGUGGAUAUCAAAGAUAUUCUAGCCAGAUUCACAACAGACAUCAUUGGAAGCUGCGCAUUCGGCAUUGAAUGCAAUACCUUGGAUGAUCCAAAUAGUAUUUUCAGAGAAAAGGGAAUAAAAGUCUUUGACGUGGAUUCAAAACAGAAUUUAAUUCAAUUCGUAUCCCUUGUUAUGCCUCAAAUUCUAAAAAUUUUCAACAUACCAAUGGUACCUAGCGACGUUAGCAGCUUCUUCAUCAACUUAGUAAAAGACACAGUGGACUACCGAGAGAAGAAUAACAUAACACGUAAAGACUUCAUGGACCUGUUGAUCCAGUUGAAAAAUAAAGGAAAACUAGCAGACGAUCAGGAAGUGGAAAUCAAUGAGAAUGAGAAUAGGAUAACUAUCGACGAGAUUGCAGCACAAGCUUUCAUUUUCUUUGAAGCUGGUUUCGAAACCUCCUCAACUACCAUGACUUUCUGUCUCUAUGAACUAGCAAGAAAUAAAGACAUUCAAGAGAAAUUGAGAAAGGAAAUAUUAGAGACAUUGGACAGACAUGGUGGUAAGAUAACAUACGAGAAUAUCCAUAGCAUGGUAUAUUUGGAUCAAGUGAUUAAGGAAACUCUCAGGAAAUAUCCCCCUCUACCUCAAUUAACUAGGAUAUGUACAAAAGAAUACAAAGUUCCAGGCACUGAUCUCAUCUUAGAAAAAGGAAUGCAAGUGAUGAUACCUGUGAUGGGUAUCCAUCGUGAUGCAGACUACUAUCCAGAUCCAGACAAAUUCGAUCCAGAAAGAUUCUCAGAAGAAAACAAGGACAGCAGGCAUCAAUAUAGCUAUCUACCAUUCGGAGAAGGUCCACGUGUUUGCAUAGGAUUACGUUUUGGAAUGAUGCAAACGAAGGUUGGCUUGGUGACACUCUUGUCAAAUUACGAAUUUUCAGUUAAUAAGAAAACAAUCGAACCGAUCGAAUUCAAGGAAACAUCCUUCAUUAUAACAACAAAAGGAAAUUUAUGGUUAGAUUUCAAGAAACUACCUUAGGAGUCGUCUGAAACGAUGGUAUAAUUGUUGAUAGAAGUAUGGGCUGUUAUAUACUAUUGGCUAUAAAAUAGAAUAUAGUCAGCUAAUAAAUAUAAUGAGAAAAAACGAAA